AUGGCGUCCUCCUCCAAACCAUCUCCCUCCCUCCUCUACGCAUGCAUUGCGAAUAAAACAACCAUCCUCGCCGAACACUCUUCUCCAGGCACGUCGUCGAGCUCGGCCUCUUCGUUAGCUUCCAUCAUCCUCCCUAAGAUAUCCCACCAAUCGCCCCAAAAGCUCACCUACACCCAUGACCGCCUAUUCAUACACUACAUAGCCGACUCACCGUCCGCUCCAUCUUCUUCCUCGGGCCCAGAUUCUCAUGCCCCGCUCAGCUACCUUGUCGUUGCCACUGCUGAACUUGGCCGGCGCAUCCCCUUCGCUUUCUUGCUCGAAAUGAAACGCUCAUUCCUUACCACAUACGAACCCGACCGCACCGACUUUGGCACUCUCCCGGCUUAUGGCUGCGCUGCAUUCAAUAAUGACCUUCGCGCGUUGUUGCAGCAGUACAACACCGCGCCACCAUCGGACUCACUCGCAUCCGCGCGAAAGGAAAUCGACAAUGUGCGGGAUAUCAUGACGGAAAACAUUGAACGUGUUUUGGAGCGCGGCGAGCGGAUAGAUUUGCUUGUGGACAAAACGGAUCGGCUGGGAAGCAGUGCCAGAGACUUCAGGGUCCGAAGUCGGGAUUUGCGGAGACGCAUGUGGUGGAAGAACAUAAAGGUUGUGGCGCUGCUAGUCGUGGUGGUGCUGUUUCUAAUAUACCUCUUUGUGGGGAUGGGGUGCGGGCUACCCGCUUGGGGGAAGUGUGUUGGGAAGAAGGUACAGGACAAGAUGGUGCUUUGA
Molecule: messenger RNA, 771 nt
Organism: Uncinocarpus reesii 1704
Lineage: Eukaryota; Fungi; Ascomycota; Eurotiomycetes; Onygenales; Onygenaceae
Exons: 2
Coding region: 1-771 (256 amino acids)
Biological process (GO): vesicle-mediated transport
Cellular component (GO): membrane
Source: RefSeq, a predicted model, not a curated record